Molecule: messenger RNA, 1778 nt
Organism: Scophthalmus maximus (turbot)
Lineage: Eukaryota; Metazoa; Chordata; Actinopteri; Pleuronectiformes; Scophthalmidae
Gene: cwc25
Product: CWC25 spliceosome associated protein homolog
Exons: 9
Coding region: 152-1360 (402 amino acids)
Biological process (GO): mRNA splicing, via spliceosome
Cellular component (GO): U2-type spliceosomal complex
Source: RefSeq, a predicted model, not a curated record
CACAAACAGGAAACACAUCUCGCACAAGCCUCAGUGGCCCUAUUUUUUUUUUGUUGGCUAGCGUGAAACUUUCCUUGUUCCACCAUUAUUGUUGAAGGACAAUUUUGUCCAGUACCGUUUCUUUUUGGACUGAGACGACGACGUUUUCAAGAUGGGAGGAGGCGACCUGAACCUGAAAAAGAGCUGGCAUCCCCAGACUAUGAAAAACAUUGAGCGUGUUUGGAAAGCUGAGCAGAAGUUUGAGGCCGAACGCAAGAAGAUCGAGGAGCUCCAGAAAGAGCUGAAAGACGAACGAGCCCGAGAAGAAAUUACCAGAUAUGCACAGGACUCUGGCACCAUCAAAAAGAAGGAUGAUCGCCUUGACUGGAUGUACCAGGGCCCUGCUGGUCAGGUGUCCAGAGAUGAGUAUCUCCUGGGACGUCCCAUCGACAAGCAGAUCACCGAGCAAUAUGAGGAGCCAGAGAGCGGUCCAUCGGCUGAGACUGGCCUCCUACCGGGAUCCAUCUUCAACCCAGCGACCGCUGCCUCCAACCUCGACCUGGCUGCCAAGAUUAGGGAAGAUCCCCUCUUUGAAAUCAGGAAACGUGAGGAAGAAAAGAAGAGGGAAGUCUUGACUAAUCCUGUGAAGAUGAAGAAGAUCAAAGAAAUGUUGCGCCAGAAUCUCGACAAGAAGGACAAGAAGAAGAAGAGGAAGAAGGACAAAAAGGAGAAGAAAGGAGAGAAAGAGAGGAGAAAGGAGAAGAAACGCAAGAGAAGGAGUUCCAAUUCGAGCUCAGAUGAAGAAGAAGAGAAAAAACCCAGAUCCCAUUUACGAGACGACUCAUCGGCAGACACAAAGUCUCGUUCCCAUCAUCUUUCAGGCUAUGGUCUACUGCUCCCUGCUGGCAGACAUCACCAGUCCUCCGCUCCCUCUGGUCACUCAGGGCGUCGAGAGAGGAGCCGCUCCUGGUCACCCCACAGGAGCAACAGGGACAAUCACUCGUCCUCCUCGUCCUCGCACAGAAGCGACAAGAAGGUCGAGCCCAGAGCUUCCAGCCCGCAGAUAAAGCGUUACCACAGACAGAAGAACCACGUUUCUAAGAAACUCUCUGCAGAAGACCUGGAGCGAAAGAGGCGGGAGAUGAUGGACGAGGCCAAGCAGAGGGAUGAGGACAGGGAGAAUAAUGUAAAGAGAUACAAGAGGCAAGAAGAGCAGGAAAAGCAGCGGGAACAAAAUGCCAAACAUGAUCGCCAUGCUGGCUUCAUCCAUAACAUGAAGUUGGAGAGUGCUGCCAGCUCCUCCUUAGAAGAUAGAGUGAAGAGGAAUAUCCACUCCAUUCAGAGGACGCCAGCCUCCGUGGACAACUUCAUGAAGAGAUGAAGACACAACACUUUUACCACACAAUGUAUGAACUGAUUGAAAACACUUGCCAUCCACUCCUUUAUCUGUCUCUCUCGCUUACUGAGGCAAAAGGGUGGAUGGUGUCGUGGGAGUCUGUCAUGAGGUCAUACAGAGAACCACAUGGCUUUUAUUUUUAAAAAGCAGAUUCCACAAGGGUAACAUAAUUUAUAUUUCUUACAAAUGCAAAUGGUCUGUCGUGGCUGAUCAGCUCUAGUUACUCUCCAGUAGCCCUUUAAGGUUAAUGUUUUCUGAGCUCUGUACAGUGUACUUUUUUUUGGUUUUUAUGAUAUUAGAGGAUUUUAUUUUAUUUUUAAAGGUUUUUGUUAAAUACAAUAGUUACUUGGUGUAUUCCUGUGAGUAGCAACUGAAAUAAAACAAACAUUUCCUGGGCUCCAUA